This is a messenger RNA of Cooperia oncophora, 360 nucleotides long. The record is from the annotation of a GenBank genome assembly. NCBI's taxonomy places the organism in Eukaryota, Metazoa, Nematoda, Chromadorea, Rhabditida, Trichostrongylidae.
AUGUGCGGUAACCGUAGCAAAGACAUUUCUGGCGAAUUUUUGGAAGGACUCACAGACCAAGAAUGGGAAGAAGGUUCAGCUGCAAAGCCUGCAGAAUUACUCAACAUCGAGAAGCAAAAGAACAGUGUCAGUGUUUUUGUUGGACCGAAAGAACUUGUGGAAAGAUCGGAGCGUCCUAUGAGGCAGAAAUCGGUGAAAGAGGAACCAGGUGAUCCCAUUGUACAGCUGGUGAAUCGGGUUGCAAACAUGGUCACCGCUGGAAGAGAAGAUGCUCAGGCCGAAGUAAGUAAUUUUGAAGUAUCACAUCCACACAUAGAAGUCUUCAACAUUCAGUGGCGAGUGGAAAGAGAGCUGUCCAUG